Molecule: messenger RNA, 402 nt
Organism: Histoplasma mississippiense
Lineage: Eukaryota; Fungi; Ascomycota; Eurotiomycetes; Onygenales; Ajellomycetaceae
Exons: 4
Coding region: 1-402 (133 amino acids)
Source: RefSeq, a predicted model, not a curated record
AUGGCUGUUGACAAGAGAUGUGUGAGGUGUGUUCCUGAAAUAAACGUGGCGUCCACUGGGUUUCGCAUCACGUGCCCGGGAAUGAGCUUUAAACGCGACGAAAAUGGAAAUCCCUUUGCUCUUCGGGGGCUGAAUCAAUCUCCCGAGGGAAAUGAGCAUUUCAGCACCGCACCCAUCAUCAUCACCAUCAUCAAUCAACAAAAAGCCUAUCCAAAAAUACAGGGUACGAGACAUAUACGAUUCAAGCAGCUGAGGCAUAUAUGUGCGAAAGCUUGUUGUGCGCAAAGGGGGCUCCUUCAGUGGCUGUUCCCAGGGGUUGAAUUGAACGGAAUGAACGUCGGCUCUCUGAGCUCCUCUGGGAGAGCUGUUGUGACUCGUAAAAUGCCUUCAACGCUUGGAUAA